Molecule: messenger RNA, 5511 nt
Organism: Dermacentor andersoni
Lineage: Eukaryota; Metazoa; Arthropoda; Arachnida; Ixodida; Ixodidae
Product: O-glucosyltransferase rumi homolog
Biological process (GO): protein O-linked glycosylation; positive regulation of Notch signaling pathway
Cellular component (GO): endomembrane system
Molecular function (GO): UDP-glucosyltransferase activity; UDP-xylosyltransferase activity
Source: RefSeq, a predicted model, not a curated record
AUCAUCUAAGUGAACAGACGACAAAAACUAAGCGAGCCGUUUUCGGGCGGGUUUUUGUGUUCUGAGCACUUUGCUUGUCUGAAGUACAUUGCCAGCCAAAUGAUGAAGCCAUCAUUCGUCGUUUAUUGCGUUUGCAUUGUAGUUUUGUCGCAUAUAAACGUGUAUAUAACAUGUGACUGUCCCGGGCGGAGCGCUGGCACUGAUGAGACGUGUCCGAUUUCUGACAGUGAUCACGAAAAACGUAAGUACUACAACGAGCGCUGGUCAGGUUACUUGCAGGCCAUAAACAAAAGCCUGGAGGGAUACGAUCCCUGCCAAGAUGAUGACAAUGAGGAAAAGUGUUCGUGCCAUAGAUCGGUGAUCGAUGACGACCUUAGCCCGUGGUCUAAGUCGGGCAUUUCCGCUGAGCUCGUCGAGCGGUCCAAGCCCAGGGGCGUCCUUUACCAAGUCGUCAACCACAAACUCUACAGAAGCAAAGAGUGCAUGUUCCCCUUCCGCUGCCUUGGCGUGGAGCACUUCAUCCUGAAGAUUGUGAACGAGCUGCCUGACGUCGAGUUCGUUCUCAACACACGCGACUGGCCGCAGGCGCAUAAGCGUAUCGAACCGUUGCCGGUCUUCUCAUUCAGCAAGACGCGCGACUACUCGGACAUAAUGUAUCCAGCAUGGACCUUUUGGGCCGGUGGUCCGGCCAUCAGCCUUUAUCCAACGGGCAUCGGCCGCUGGGACCUGCAGCGAGACAUCAUCACCAAGGCGGCAAAAGGAGCCUGGACUUGGGACAAGAAACAGGCUUUAGGAUUUUUCCGGGGGUCGCGAACAAGCUCGGAGCGUGACCCUUUGAUCCUACUGUCCCGGAGCAAGCCCGACCUCGUCGACGCGCAGUACACCAAGAAUCAGGCCUGGAAGUCGGACCAGGACACUUUGGGACGGCCGGCUGCCGAGGAAGUGCGCUUUGAAGAUCACUGCAAGUAUAAGUACCUCUUCAAUUUCCGUGGCGUCGCUGCUAGUUUCCGGCUCAAGCAUCUCUUCCUGUGCAAGUCGCUUGUACUUCACGUUGGUGACGAGUGGCUCGAGUUCUUCUACCCACAGCUAAAGCCCUGGGUCCACUAUAUCCCUGUCACAGUGGAUCUCCACGAGGUCGAAGAGCUGCUAGAGUUUGCAAAAGAAAACGACGAAGUGGUGCGUGAAAUAGCUGAGCGAGGCUAUGAUUUUAUUUGGAAACACCUUAGAAUGGAAGAUGUGCAAUGCUACUGGCGAAGCCUGCUCAAGAAAUAUGCCAGCCUUUUGCGGUACAAGGUUGUAAGAGACAUGUCUCUUAUUAGAAUCACAGAAAAGAACUAAACUGCGCCUUAGAGCCUUAACUAAAAUUUGAAGGCUGACAAGCUUUAUGGCUGUCAAGGUGCGUAGCUCUGCAUUGAAAGAGGUUCUUGCCAAAUUGGCACAGAGAUAACCCUUAUGCCAACUGGCCACUCCUGCUUUAAUCGAGGCAACUCCUUUCAAAGUCAUGGCUCAUUAUAAAAAAUACUGGAGAUAUCAACCACUGUGUGGGAGCUCUCCCAAAAGUCAAUUACCGAGAUCUGAGCAAGGUCACUGCAUGCCAGUCACGAGGAUCAAACAGAAGAUGCUCCACCUCUCGCCAUAUCACCCUUGAAGAAACACCUGGGCUGGCUCCAAAAGAUCGGAUUUUAAUAAACAUGGUUAAUGUUAGAUCUGCUUGGAACCAGGCAGAUCUUUGCCAAACGUUUAGGCUUGGAUGGCUGCUCUUGUAUGGGGACACGGUGCCAAAAACUUGUCAUGCCUCCAUAGUGUUGGUACCUAUGGAGGCAUGUCAUACCUCCAUAGGCAUGUACUAUUGCGCUCAGUGUGAGUUGUAACACAGUGCUAAUUGUCCAACGGGCCUCAAGAUUUAAUGGUGGCACCACCAUAUAAAAGAUUGGUGAUGUUAACACUGCUACAAUGACUGAUAUUCAGUUCAAAAAUUUUUUGUAUGUUGGUGCCACCGUGCAGCCGUGGAGACAUUGUACCACAGGCACCAGGUUGCAACUCACAGUGAGCAUGAUAAUACAUGGUAUCUACAAUUACUGAGAAGAUUUGACAAGUCUGAAGAGCAGUACAUCAUUUGCACCAUGGACCCCAGUGAUGCUGUGAAAGCUUUGGUGUCUGUGUAGUUGGCUAAUUUAUCAACUGCUUCGUUAUAAAACUGUGAGGCACCUUUCACCAGCCACAGAAGAGGAACUGCCCCCAGGAGCAUAUCUUCAAUUACUCUCUCUGCAACCUUCAGAUGCCAUACUUAUCUUGGUUCAUUAUGUGCACAAUUGAUGGCCAUCACAUACUGAUUUCACUGUAUCAUCAAGCACCAAUUUGUGAGACUCUUUACAAGCUAGGCACAUGAAUACAGUGGCAGGUGCCUAUCUCCUUUGGGCACUCUGUUCAGCGCACCUGUACGGACACUGAAGGGAGUACCCCGAACAAGUUCCUUCUCCUUUCCUCUUUGUUUCAUGCCCUCGGUAUGCAGAGCUGCUGUGGCUUUUCAUCUUCAUUGGUGACAUACAAUGUGAAUGGUGGAGGAACUUCUGUUAGCUGUCUGCUUUCGGCCAUCCACUGCCUCUGCUGUUUUGUGUGCCAUUUGUUUUUCUGCAUUUUUUUGUUUUUUAGCAUUGUGGAUAUAAUGACAGCCUGAAAAAAGCUGUAAUAUGCAGACCAUCAUAAAAGACUUUUGACCAGUAAAGCCACUCUAAUGGCCAGUUCAAAUGUCAUAAGUAUACACAUGUUUGUGCCUGCAAAGAUAGCUUGUGGCAUAAUUUGUGCCUGCAAAACAAGAUAAACGAAAAUGAUGUUGACAUUGUGCAAAAACUGCUUUCAUUUGUUGUGUGCAUUUGGUACCAUUUUUGGGACAAAUAUCUGUAUAUUCUUUACUCAUGAAUUAAUGUAGAAGCAUUUCAUCAUGGCAUUGCUACUUGUGAUCUGCUUCAUUACUUGCUUAAGGUCCUAGAAUUUGUUGUUUCUUGCUUAUGCCCUACUUUGCCUUGUACACUUUGACAAGUUCAGGAGUGCCAGAGAAAUGACACAGUGAAAUUUAACACCAUUCUGACUCCUUUUUUAUGUCUUUUUGCGCAUUGUUCCAUUUUGUCUCGAGGACAUUUCCAUUACUACUGGCCCCCUGACCUGUACGUAAACAGAUGUGGCAUAGAUACUUAUUCAGUUCGCUGCCACUUCAUCUUCAAUGUUAAAACGUUCUGAAAAGCAUUGUUGAGCCAUGAAAUAUUAAUGUAUUGUGGAGAAGUAGUGCUGGAAAAAUAGCAGUAUUCUUUUUCAUAAACAUUUUCACUGUGUGUCAUUAAUGCAUGUUGUAAAAAAUAGAAAAGACCUGGUGGUCUGCUGUAUUUAGUUAUGUGUGCCAUCUAAUGAGAACUUACGACAUGAAAAGAAACUUAAAUUACCAGCAAACCUUUCAUGACGUGACACAACACUGCUGUGUCGGCUGUGGGUAGGAGUAGCAUUCACCAACUCCUACAGCUAUCGUAUUGGAAUGGCGGACUCGCCAAUGUGUGCCAAGUGCAAGUGUGAAGAGACCAUCAGUCAUCUUCUGUGACACUGUUCUCGCUUUGGCAACCAAUGCCAGACUCUCCAGUGUGCCUUGAAUAGACUGGAUGACAGGCCAGUUACAGAAGCAAAGAUCUUGUGAGCCUGGCCUCACAGUUCAUUAGCCCAGAAAGCAGUUCGAGCGCAUCUUCACUACCUGAAGGCAACAGACUUGAGUGCCCGACUAUAGACAUCCUACAGCUAACUUAGUGUAUGUGAAAGUGCGGUAUAGACUCAUGUUUUUCUCUCUCUCUCUUUCACUCCCCAUUCCCCUCCCUAUGUGUAGGGUAGCAAACUGGACUCAGUCUGGUUAACCUCCCUGUCUUUCCUUCUUCCUUUCUCUCUCUCUCUAAGACAUGAAAAAGCCCUGCUAUAACCACGAAUGUUCAGAGGUGGUGAUAUUUCACUGGUGUGAGUGUAAGGGGAAGGCAGGUUACAUGGGCAAACAUCUGGUGAAAAAAAAAAUACUUUGCCUAUCCUACCAUGAUGCUGAUGUAUUGGCCAUUCUUAAUUGGUAGCAUUGUCAUAAAGAUGUGCAUGUAAAUAUUUCAAGAAGUGGCCUGUGUGUUAAUAACACAGAAGAAAUUCUACAGGUUGUACUGCUGACAUUGAUAUAUAUCAUUUACAAUGAGAAUAUUAGUUGAUUGAUUUAUUUAUUUAGUAUGGCCAGGACUUAAAAUUCUGUCCUUGAGUUAAACAGCAGAGGUUCAGUCAGCCAUAAAACAGCGUAAAUAUGAAAUGUGUGCAGGAAUACCAGUUCUGAAUUCUUGAGACAGUCGUCUGAGACAUCACAGAUUAUGGCAACAACUUCUGUGUGUUCUCUUUUUUUCUACACACGAAGGCAUUUAAUUUUUUUGAAAGAUUUUGAAUUCUGUGACAUUGCAUGAUGACUUCAAUGGUGCUAUGGAUUGGGCACCAGAGAAAUAAAAAAAAAAGUUCUGCCUACAGUUGUGACUUUCUCCAGUAUAAAAUAGUCAUUUUGUCCCAAACAAACAACUGAGAGCAUUUCAAAGGACUAUUCCACUAACGUGACUUUAUACAGUGCUAUUUGCAUUUAAUAUCUGUUUAACCUGUAUAGCUGUGUUACAGUAAAAUUAGUCCUGACUAAUUCUGUGAAUCGGGGUAUACUAGCCAUGUUGUAGAAUUGUGAGCUGGAAAAGUUGGUACAUGUUUACAAUGUGAGUCUGAGACAAAAGUUUUGUUAUGGCUUGUCAUUUUAAGCUCUAUAGUUUUAAUGAGGAUAUGAAUAUUAUUCAGCUUGAAAUUGACUCUAAAUUUCCCUGCUUUAUUAGCUGUAUUGUAUUUGUGAGCUCAACUUAUUUAGAUAUGUGAUGCCAGUUUUUUCAUGGGUACCCUGCUAUUUGUUGACCAUGCUUUGUCUUAUUAUGCUCAGGGCGAUGUGAAUAGUGAAUUUAUCCACUAGUAGUGAACAAAACAGCUUUGUUAUACAUGAAUUUCUGUAGAUGUCACACACCUAUGUUCUGUCAUCUUAUCAAAUUGUGAUGUAUAAAUUAUAUUUUUACAAGACAUCUGUUUACAAUGUCCACUUGAUCACAAGUGCUUUGGACUUUUUUUCUUUUGGAAGCUAGUGCUGAAAGUUUUUCGUGCUGACAGCAAUAUUGUAAACACGGCAUUGCGAGCAGAAGCAGCUUUUAGAAGUGCACAAAUUUAAUAUUAUGGUACGAUCUGCCAAUUGCUUACCCUUAUGAAAGAGUGUCACAGUUCCACCUUUGAAUGGGCCUAGAAAAAGUAGUGACCUACUCACUGAAAUGCUACUGCUCUAGAACAAGGCCACAAACUGUAGGUCCUGGUCUGCCAAGUUCCAACAAGUAAUGAAACAAGUGUGAAUCUGCUGUCAUUUUGAAUUUUUUAUCAUUUUAUAGAAGACAAAGUGGCCAGUGUUGGCAUCUUUCAUUAAAAGUUUGACAUCAA